This is a messenger RNA of Hyla sarda, 1241 nucleotides long. Its product is annotated as homeobox protein siamois-like. NCBI's taxonomy places the organism in Eukaryota, Metazoa, Chordata, Amphibia, Anura, Hylidae. The record is from RefSeq and is a predicted model, not a curated record. Gene Ontology annotation, molecular function: DNA binding. The transcript is spliced from 3 exons. Bases 346 to 1077 code for a protein of 243 amino acids.
ACAUAAUAAUUUAUUUUGCCUUCUUUCAUGUCCCCCUAAAUGUUGAUUCAAUCUAUUUGUAGUUUAUGUUUCAUUGUUUUUAUGUAACACUUUCUUAUUCAUAUUUGUUGUGGACCACCACUUCUUCUUUUGGUCCAAAAACGAAAGUGUGAACUGGGUAGACAUGUCCACGUAGGAUCAAGGCCUAAAGGUGUCAUUGCCUCUUUAAAGUCAGAUGAAAGUUAUGUCUUCUUUUGUGUCCCAAAAUACAUUUUUGGUGUCUCCAAGUAUCAUGUGGUUAUUUAAGACCUGGAAAGUCCAGUAUGUCCUCAAAUCUAAACAGAGGAGCCCCAAAGACAAGCACACAUGGAGGACCCAGAGCUGGAUCAAGUCAUCCACAAUGCUCUCUCUCUACAGGAUGACUACCCAGAACUCUACCUUCCACCAAAUGACAAGGACACCAACGUCUCAUUUCCUAGAAUUUCCUUGGAGACAGGAAAACCGAAAUCUCUAAAUGAUCCAAGUCGACUUCAGGACACCCUGGUUGAGCUUUAUUCCAUUCUCGGGAUCCCACAGGACCUUCCCGUAACCAGACCAUUCAACUUAUGGAGAGACCAGUCAACACCAUCCAUUAUUGAUCACGAUGAGCACCAGUCAACCAGGCAGCAAGCAAAAGGAAUUAAAAGGGUGAUGCCUGAAGAAGAUACAGAAAUAUCUAGGCUAGGAGAGGAAGAGAAAGAAGAUCAAGUCCCAUCAACAUCAGCUCAAAAGUGUAGAAAGAGGACGCUCUACAACAAGCAGCAAACCCUCUUCCUACAGAAGCAGUUUGACAUCAAUCCCUACCCCGACUAUGUCAGCAGAUGCUGCUUCGCUCAGGUGACUGGGAUCCCGGAGCCCAGGAUCCAGGUCUGGUUUCAAAACCGAAGAGCGAGAUACCCCAGUAAAUCCUCCACAUCUAAAGAAGCAGAGGACCCCGGGGUGAAGCCGAUCAUAGCAUGUGAGGUGUCCCCGAACCCCAAAUUCUGCACGAACAUCUCCGCCAUCCACCAGAUAGGACCCCAGGCACAGAGGAGCAAGAGCAGUGGACACCUCAGUUGAAAAUGAAGAAUAGUCCCAGAACCGGCAUUUUCAGCACUUUCCAGCCCCAUUGGUGACAUAAUGCCCCUUACUCAUUUAUAGUAUUUAAUUUUUUUUAAUUUUUUUGAUUUUAUUUUUAAUUUAUGCCCUGUGCAAUAUUAUAUUCUAUGGUAUAAAAUAAAUUU